AUGGGAAUUACCGGCACCCUCCUGGCCCCUUGCCUGCUUGUGAGCACACAGCGUGCAAGACGCAGGUUUCGAAACGUGCGCUGCGUGAGCAGGAAUGCUGCACCCAGCUUAGCAGAGCUGGAGUCACUCGCCGAGCAAGUUCGGAGAUCGCGUGAGUUGGGCCCAGCUCGCGACGACCUUGAAGAUUUAGGCUACUAUUCCUUCGAUUCAUACUACACGAGAGGUGGCGGAAGCCGAAGAGGCUUCUGCAACUGGCUGCUGCGUGAUGUGCUGAUGGUUGGAAGAUACCCCUACUGUGAUCCCCUGGGCGAGUUCCCCAGCAAGGAGGAUGGUCGUCGGCAUCUGCGUCGAAUGCUGGAAAUCGGGAUAUCGGCUUUUGUGUGCAUGCAAUCUGAAAUCCCCUCUCCGGCGCCAGAGAACCUGAAAGCGUGGCCGUGGGAGGGUGUCUCACUGCCUGAGUUCCAGAUGCCCCGGCGAUUUUUGCCUUAUGGCCCAGUCGUCGCCGAGGAGGCGGUGUCCAUGGGCCUGGAGACGCCCCGGUUCUUUCAUUGCCCGGUGCCUGACAUGCACGUACCCAAGGAGGAGCAGCUCAUGAGGCCUUUGGCUUGUGAAGGUUUAGGGUUUGGGGUUUAG
This is a messenger RNA of Symbiodinium natans, 633 nucleotides long. The record is from the annotation of a GenBank genome assembly. NCBI's taxonomy places the organism in Eukaryota, Dinophyceae, Suessiales, Symbiodiniaceae.